Aplysia californica (California sea hare) is the source of this 1907-nucleotide messenger RNA. Its product is annotated as ATP-dependent RNA helicase DDX55. Gene Ontology annotation, cellular component: nucleolus. The transcript has 15 exons. The record is from RefSeq and is a predicted model, not a curated record. Gene Ontology annotation, molecular function: nucleic acid binding; ATP binding. NCBI's taxonomy places the organism in Eukaryota, Metazoa, Mollusca, Gastropoda, Aplysiida, Aplysiidae.
UGCAAAUCAAAAACUUUCAAGAUCUACAAGAAACACAAACACACAUGUUUUAGCUGAGCGUUGAAUGACGACGUGCUUUUUCAGCCUUUGGUCUGUUAUCAUUUAGAUGACAGCAUGGAUCAAAGAUGGGACACACUGGUGGGUACUAUAGACCCAGUUAUACUGGAAGCUGUCUCGGCUUUAAACUUCACAAACAUGACUCCAGUACAGGCUGCCUGCAUCCCUCAGUUUGUACGCAACAAGGAUGUGGCAGUGGAGGCCGUCACUGGCAGUGGCAAGACUUUAGCUUUUGUGGUCCCCAUGAUGCAGAUGCUGUGCAAGAGAGAGAUACCUUUGAAGAAACAUGAGGUCGGAGCCAUUGUCCUCACGCCAACUCGAGAGUUGGCCUUCCAGAUCAUGGAGGUCGUGUCACACUUCAUCAAGUUUUUACCACAGUUUACUUCAAACCUGUUGAUUGGAGGAGUUAAUCCGCAGGCUGACUUGGACAGGUUAACGACCAGUGGUGGUCACAUCCUGAUUGCAACUCCUGGGCGAUUGGAGGACCUAUUUCAACGGAAGGAGUCAGGGUUCAGCCUACCUGCAAGUGUAAAAGCCCUGGAAGUUCUUGUCUUAGAUGAGGCAGACAGACUUCUGGAUAUGGGAUUUGAAACAAGCAUCAACACUAUCCUGAGCUACCUGCCGAAGCAGCGACGGACAGGGCUGUUUUCAGCCACACAGACAGAUGAAGUAGCCAAGCUGAUUCGGGCAGGUCUACGCAACCCUAUGCAAAUCACGGUCAAAGAGAAGCAGAAUCGCAUGGGUCUCAGCCAGAGGACUCCCACUACUUUGAAGAAUUAUUACAUGUAUGUGGAGGCAGACGAGAAGUUCAACCAGCUCGUACAUUUCUUGCAGCAACACAAGCAGGAGAAGGUGAUGGUGUUCUUCAGCACCUGUGCCUGUGUGGACUACUUCUCCAAAUGUGUCCAGCAGUAGGUUCGAUCUCUAAAAAUAAUGUGGUUACACACCCCCCUAAACAAGACAUUUUCUGCAUUUAGACAAAUGAAGAGUGGGGUUCUCAUGUGCACUGAUGUAAUGGCUCGAGGGGUGGACAUUCCAGAUGUGAACUGGGUGAUGCAGUACGAUCCUCCCAGCUCCGCAAGUGCAUUUGUACACCGGUGUGGUAGGACUGCCCGCAUUGGUAACCAAGGCAACGCACUGGUGAUGCUCCUGCCCACUGAGGAUGCUUAUGUCAAGUUCAUCGAAAUUAACCAGAAAGUACCUCUCACGGAGAUGCCUAAACAGACAGAUGUGCAGGAAAUGUCCACAAGAAUACAGACAAUUGCAGUGAAUGACAGAGCAGUUUAUGAGAAAGGCUUGAGAGCGUUUGUGUCCUUUAUCCAAGCUUACGCCAAACAUGAAUGCAGUUUGAUUCUCAGAGUGAAAGAUCUAGAUUUUGGUCGUUUAGCCCAAGGCUUUGGAUUGCUUCAUGUGCCAAAGAUGCCUGAACUGAAGGGGAAGACAUUGACAGCCUUCCAGCCCAUUGAGGUGGACACGUCGACCAUACCGUUCAAGGAUAAGUCUCGGGAGAAAAUUAGGCUGGAGAAAGCUGCGUCUGAGCCUGUGGUCAAGAAGGCCAAAUUGACACGACCACCAAGUUCAGAAGCAUGGUCCAAACAUAAGGAGAAAAAGGAGAAACGAAGAAAGAAAAAGGAAGACAGGAAGACAAAGUCCUUGAAACGGAAGGCACGGGAUUCUCCGGAGGAAGAAGAAGAGGAUUUCGAAGACGAUAUUCGCCUGAUCAAAAAACUGAAGAAAGGAAAGAUUUCAAAAGAUGAGUUCAACAAAGAAUUUGCUGGAGAUGUGUCUGAUUAACUACAGAGGGCCCCAAGUCAUUUCAAUAAAAAGUGCAUAUAUGUGAACAAACACUU